Messenger RNA from Pan troglodytes (chimpanzee), 4549 nucleotides. RefSeq names its product RecQ like helicase 5 (gene RECQL5). Gene Ontology annotation, biological process: double-strand break repair via homologous recombination; regulation of DNA-templated transcription. Gene Ontology annotation, molecular function: 3'-5' DNA helicase activity; nucleic acid binding; four-way junction helicase activity. The record is from RefSeq and is a predicted model, not a curated record. Lineage: Eukaryota; Metazoa; Chordata; Mammalia; Primates; Hominidae. Gene Ontology annotation, cellular component: cytoplasm; chromosome; nucleus. The coding region runs from base 627 to 1934 and encodes 435 amino acids. The transcript has 8 exons.
AUAUAAGAUUGCGUGGGUUCUGCCUAAAGCUCAAUUACCAGCGCUUUGGCUUCUCUGAGUUGGGGUUGUGUAUAGGGGUCUUCGAACAGUGCUGGAACCAGCCAGCAGCCUUUAAUUCUUGGGCGGACCACGGCCGGUUCUGAUAUCUUAGGGUGAAGAGAGGGAGGUGUCGGCCAGCCAAGAGAGAAAAUUGCGGAUCUUGGGCUCAGGAAGACGGGAGAAGGGGUUCGGGGUCCCGGGGUGGAAGCACGGUCGUCGUGGUUGCGCUUAUAGAAGUAGGAGCAGGUGGUGGAUCUUAGGAAAACGGUUCCCCGUUCUCCAAGCUGUUCUGAAGACAUUUAUGUUUCUUCUCUUGAUCUGAUUUCUAGCUCUGCUAUACCGUGGCCUGGAAUAGUUCAAUGUUUUUAUUUUCAUUGAGCGUAAAAGUGGAGAUGUUAAUUACUCAGGAAUGUAUUGCUUGAGGCAGUUCACCUUCAGCUUUAUUACUUAAAAAUAAUACAUUAUUUAAGUGUAAUAUAGCAAAUUGUUACAGAAAAAUAAUCUGUAUUUUUAAUGCAAAACAGAGGGUUCUCGUGGCAACCUUUUACUACCUUUGCCUUAACCUUUGGCCACUGUUCUUGGCUAAGAUGAGCAGCCACCAUACCACCUUUCCUUUUGACCCUGAGCGGCGAGUCCGGAGUACGCUGAAGAAGGUCUUUGGGUUUGACUCUUUUAAGACGCCUUUACAGGAGAGUGCGACCAUGGCUGUAGUAAAAGGUAACAAGGACGUCUUUGUGUGCAUGCCCACAGGGGCAGGAAAAUCCCUAUGCUAUCAGCUCCCUGCUCUGUUGGCCAAAGGCAUCACCAUUGUAGUCUCUCCUCUCAUUGCUUUGAUUCAGGACCAAGUGGACCACUUGCUAACCCUAAAGGUACGAGUAAGUUCCCUGAACUCGAAGCUGUCUGCACGGGAAAGGAAGGAGCUGCUUGCUGACCUGGAGCGAGAAAAGCCCCAGACCAAGAUUCUGUACAUCACCCCAGAGAUGGCAGCUUCAUCCUCCUUCCAGCCCACCCUGAACUCCCUGGUGUCCCGCCACCUGCUGUCUUACUUGGUGGUGGAUGAAGCUCAUUGUGUUUCCCAAUGGGGGCAUGACUUUCGUCCUGACUACUUGCGUCUGGGUGCCCUGCGCUCCCGCCUGGGACAUGCCCCUUGUGUGGCUCUGACCGCCACAGCCACCCCACAGGUCCAAGAGGACGUGUUUGCUGCCCUGCACCUGAAGAAACCAGUUGCCAUCUUCAAGACUCCCUGCUUCCGGGCCAACCUCUUCUAUGAUGUGCAAUUCAAGGAACUGAUUUCUGAUCCCUAUGGGAACCUGAAGGACUUCUGCCUUAAGGCUCUUGGACAGGAGGCUGAUAAAGGGUUAUCUGGCUGCGGCAUUGUGUACUGCAGGACUAGAGAGGCUUGUGAACAGUUAGCCAUAGAGCUCAGCUGCAGGGGUGUGAACGCCAAGGCUUACCAUGCAGGGCUGAAGGCCUCUGAAAGAACGCUGGUGCAGAACGACUGGAUGGAGGAGAAGGUCCCUGUAAUUGUUGCAACCAUUAGUUUUGGGAUGGGAGUGGAUAAAGCCAAUGUCAGGUUUGUCGCCCAUUGGAAUAUUGCCAAGUCUAUGGCUGGGUACUACCAGGAGUCUGGCCGGGCUGGCAGGGAUGGGAAGCCUUCCUGGUGCCGUCUCUAUUACUCCAGGAAUGACCGGGACCAAGUCAGCUUCCUGAUCAGGAAGGAAGUAGCAAAACUCCAGGUAAAGAGAGGAAACAAAGCAUCUGAUAAAGCCACUAUCAUGGCCUUUGAUGCCCUGGUGACCUUCUGUGAAGAACUGGGGCGAUGGGGCAGGGGCCACGGAAAGAGUCUGAGGGCUGCUUGGUGUAGUCAGGUUGUGUCCAGGCAUGCGGAGCUGUGAGUGCCUGCAUGAGAGACACCCAGAAGGAGUUUUUACAUUUUGGUCUAAAAAGCUCUUGGAUUCAUCUCAUCUCAUGGAAUGAUCCUGUCGGAUGACGCUGACGUGAUUGCUUCAGACUUAGAGGUGAAUAAAUUGAGGUCCAGAGAGGUCACAGUCACGAAGCUCAUGGUAGACUGAGGCCACUAAACACCCGUCUCCUGAUUUUCAGUGGCGUGCUCAUUUGCGUACACCUGGGCCAUCUUGGUUUUUGCAAGAAAAAAGCGAGGAAAUCAGAGAGACUCUUUGGGCUGUGUGUUUUUAUUUCCACCUCCUCCUGUUGACCAGUGAGUCGGUGGCUUCUGGACUGAAGCUAUUUUCUUCUCCAAACUGCCGUCUCUAAUUUGGCCUCUGUGGCAAGACCACGCCCAGCAAAAGUGGUCGGCUGCAGUGCCAGGACCACCCUUGCCUGCAGCCUUUGCGACCAGAGCCCUUUUCAAGCACAAUUAAUAUGGGAGUUGCUAAAUUUGGCCUUCUUAGGCUUCUUGAGCAGAGCUCUUAUUUCUGGUGAGGAAUGAAAGGGCCAAGUGUUCCUGUUCAUUGUGAGUCCUCUUUGCUGAAAAAAGCUCUGGGGCUGUCUGAGGCUCUGGAAUGCUCUCUGGAGGGUUAACUCUGCCUGUCCCCAGGGUCUGCUCAGCCUGCCAGGCAAGGGAACAGGUCCUCCCAAGGGCCUCUGCCUUCAUUUCUCCUGUCACCUUCCGGGGAGCUGGGACUUCUUAGUGCAUCAGUGGCCUGGUUGCCAGGGGCUGGGGUCCAGGCAUCUGUGGACUCAAGGAGUACAGGUGACGGUGUUGCGCUGCCUCUUGAGCAGCCUUGUGCCUGUCUCCUUUGCUACAUGUGAUGAUUCUGAAAUCCAGGCAGCAGGCUGGAAUAAACGCUGCUGGUAUGUCUGUAUUGGCUACUGUUCUUUGAAUAAGUGAAUGUUUCUUUAUUGCAUAACUGGCGUGUAGCACAAAGAAAAAGCCCCUUCUCCACCAGAUAUUUGCUUCCUAAGAAUAGUUCUCAUUGGAGGCUGAGGUCGAAGCAGCCUCCCACCAGCGAUCCCUUGGGGUGGGCACCUGGCAGUGAGGGACAGAGCUAGUGGGGUGGGCUCAGCAGAAGUGGGUGCAUUUCUGCAAAGGAAGCUGUAGGUUUCUUGUCAGUUUGUUGUGGGGUCUGAGGCACAUGGGAGUGGGACCAGCAGAAAAGAUACUCAGGUCAGUUAACUAAUGAGGCGGGGCUGUGGCAGCCAGCGGUUUUCCUCUCUUCUCUAUCUGUAGCUACUUUCUCUGGGCUGCAGCCUUGAAAAAGCAGGGUUUGAUUAUUCAUAACAAUGAGUGUCUUUUAGUGUCACAGGGAACAGUUAUUAGGUUUGAAGCAACCUCCAGCUUGAGGCCUCGGCAUCUUGAGAUGGAAGAGCAGCCUUGUGUUUAGACCUGGAUUGAAUUGGGCCCUGUUGUUUCCUGGGAUCUUGGGGCUGGGGGUGCCCAACAGCCUGGCAUCUUCUUGUUUCUCUGUGUGUUUACUCAUUCAUUCAUUUAUUCAGCUGAUAAAUAUUGACUGAUGCCAGCUCUGUGCCAGGCACACUGGACAUGGGGGAUACACUAGUGGGCAGAAACAGCCCCGUCCCAGAGCCGGCCAUGGUGGCUCAUACCUGUUAUACCAGCACUUUGGGAGGCUGAAGUGGGAGGAUCGCUUGAGCCUGGGAGUUCAAGACCAGCCUGGGCAACAUGGCAAGACCCUGUCUCUACUAAAAAUACAAAAAAAAAAACCAAAAACCACAAUUAGCCAGGCAUGGUGGCACACGCCUGUAGUCCCAGCUGCUCAGGAGGCUGAGAUGGGAGGAUCAUGUGAACUCAGAAGUCGAAUCUGCAGUGAGCCGAGAUGGUGCCACUGCACUGCAGCCUGGGUGAUGGGAGUGAGACCCCAUCUAAAAAAAAAAAAAAAAAAAGGCCGGGCGCCGUGGCUCGUGCGUGUAAUCCUAGCACUUUGGAGGCUGAGGCGGGUGGAUCACAAGGUGAGGAGAUGGAGACCAUCCUGGCUAACACGGUGAAACCCCAUCUCUACUAAAAAUACAAAAAAAUUAGCCGGUCACGGUGGUGGGAGCCUGUAGUCCCAGCUACUCAGGAGGCUGAGGCAGGAGAAUGGCGUGACCCGGGAGGUGGAGUUUGCAGUGAGCUCAGAUAGCGUCACCGCACUCUAGCCUGGGUGACAGAGCAAGACUGCGUCUCAAAAACAAAGAAACAACAACAACAAAGACAUAUAAGUCCUGUAAAUGGUGUUUCGAGAGUAUAAAACAAGUGGCCUUACCCUAAUCCUCGAGGGUUAGGGAAGAUUUACCUGAGGGAGUCAGGUUCAAACAGAGAUACAAAGGAUGAGGAAGGACUAACUAGGCCAUAGAGUAAAGUGUGGUGUGAGGGAGAGCAUCCCAGUCAAUGAGAAUAGCAUGUGCAAAUGCCCUGUGGUGGGAGAGAACACAGCAUAUUCAAGAAUUGAAAGACACGCUGAGAACCCAGGGGCAGGGCGGGAUGGGGUGGGCGAGAUGGCUGGAGACAGGCAGGCUACAGCGUGCAGGCCCCGGUGCGGCUUUGUUCGGGAAG